CACAGCUGUUUUUAUGGUCCUGGAGAAAUGGGCUCGUAACAAUCUCGGACGUAUCUGAAAUAAUACAGGAGGCACGUGCUUCAACUGUUAUGCUAAAUUCGUUCUUUUCUAAGUUUGUCGGACUACAGUGCUAGCGUUCCGAUACUGUUCCGUAUUCCAUGGCUGUAACGUCGGAUCUUUGUGCCCACAGUUACGCACGCCAGCGAUAGAUGAGCGAUAGAACACGACCGGCGGACGCCCUGACGAACUGGCAUCGGAUUCAAGCAGAAACGUUUACAGUUAAACUCCUUUAGCCCAGAAGUUGCCAGCCAUGAAUGACAAAGAAGAGUUCGAUUCCUUCCUGACCAAAGUGGACCAAGUCUCGGCACUGAUCGAGGCGCUCCGCUCCCCUGACUCGGCCACAGUGGAGCAGGCCUCCCGCCAGGCAGACCUCAUCACCCGCGGCCGACUGGCCGAAGGCGCUGUUGACGAAGCGGCAGGGAGCGUCGUAACGGCCGAGAACAGAAACUGCGUCAACCCCCGGCCGGCGGUCGAUCCGGCCACUGUACAGCAGGAGGACUUCAAACGACAGAUGGAGGCGGAUGCCGCGGAACGAGCUGAAAAGAAGAAAAAGGCCAAAAUGCUGUCCGAUACGUGGAAAGAGAAGGCGAUUGCGUCUUUUCGAGCGGGUAAGUACGAUGACGCCCUGGAGAAGUACACUAACGCGAUCACCGAGCUGAAGGACAGCUGCCUGCUGUACACGUCGCGCGCUCAGACGCUGCUGAAGCUGAAGCGGGCGAGGGAGGCGAUGCAGGACCUGGAUCUGGCGCUGCGACUGGACGAGACCAGUCUGCGCGCCUGGAUCCACAAGGGCAAGGCGCACAUCCAGCUCGGGCAGCACGCCGACGCCGUAGAGAGCUUCCAGCAAGCCAUCAAGCUGCAUCCGGACCAGAGAAAAGUGAUACAGGUGUAUAUUGACGAUCUGGAGCGAUCGCGGGUUCGCAACGCUUUCCAGCCAUUAGAAUAGACGUGCCACAGUGUUCAACACCCUGGCCGACGCAUCGCCGUGCCGCAGUGACGAAACGGGAUGCCUUGCAGAGAAUGUGAUAAUGUCAUGAGCCAUGCAGCAUUGCAGCAUGCUUUUCCUUUGCCUCAUUUGAGCUUCAUGAACCCGCAUUCCGCAUGCAUUUCAUACGUGUUCUGCCUCGACAUCUCAAACGUUCACCCAUUGCAAUGUAGGCAUAAGCAUUCACUGCCAAGAGUAUUAUUGUGGCUACAGUUACACAUAUCAACGGUAGCGCCAGCCGCUAUUCAGUGUUCACUAUUGUUGAAGGAAUUUUCCAUUGUUCCAUUGUGUACCCUCACCCCUGCUCGAACAUUAAAGCCUAAACUGUAGAAUUACCUAUUACUAGUUUGUCAAAUACAGUGCAAACUGCAGAGAA
Amphibalanus amphitrite is the source of this 1421-nucleotide messenger RNA. Its product is annotated as tetratricopeptide repeat protein 12-like. Gene Ontology annotation, molecular function: protein binding. Lineage: Eukaryota; Metazoa; Arthropoda; Thecostraca; Balanomorpha; Balanidae. The transcript has a single exon. Bases 311 to 1006 code for a protein of 231 amino acids. The record is from RefSeq and is a predicted model, not a curated record.